GCAAUAACGAACUAGUAUAACGCAAGCUGUAAAAUGUUUCUGAUUGGACUUCUUCCACUUCUCUAUAUUUUUUUACCAAUUCAUUCACACGACACCUGCGAGACCUUACAAACCUGCCACGAAUGUAUCCAAACACCUGAAUGCUUUUGGUACUUGGGAAAGAAUGUGACAGACAGCCGUUGCUUCCACUACAAUGCCAAUACCACCGAAAAAUACAAAGAACACGUUUACAAUCCCAACAGUACGGUAAAUUUCGUCAAACACAAUCUACAAAAAAGGAUUCUGCAACUUCGUAAAAAUAUUCCGGUUGUUCUGGAAGUCAUACUGACGGUUCCACAUGACACAAUUCUCGUCCCAGAUGUAGAACACAUUGAAAUUCAAUUUACUCGUAGCACGUCUAAACAUGGUAAAAUUAAAAUUGAAGCAGUAAAGUGUCCUGAAAAUCCUUCAAAACUCAACCAAGAAAUCCACCUCUUCACAAAAAAAUCUUUUCAAAAUCUGACUCUAGAAAUAGAACUUUUAUGCACAUGUCCUUGUGAAAAACCAGAAAAAAGUAAUUUCAAUCAUCCCCAAUGUUCCGGUCGAGGUACUUUAAAAUGUGGAAUUUGUAAAUGUCAUUCUGGAUUUGGAAAAUUUUGUGAAUGUAAUCAGCCUGCAGACCCUAAAGAAUGUUUUCACAAAAAUAAAGAAUGCUCUGGAAGGGGUACCUGUAUGUGUGGAGUUUGUGAAUGUGAUAUAAGAGAAAAUUAUGGAGAGAGAAUUUUUGGAAAAUUCUGCGAAUGUGACAACUUUUCAUGCAAACGUUUCAAAGGUAAAAUCUGUGGAGGAGAUGAUCACGGAUUUUGUGAUUGUGGACGCUGCAUGUGCUUUCCAGGAUGGAAAGGAAAAAAUUGUGGUAGUCGCGAUAAUUGAUCACGUUUUCUCAUGUUAUAUAUAAUAAAAGAAAAACAGAUGUUUUCCAAUUGAA
Molecule: messenger RNA, 967 nt
Organism: Tribolium madens (black flour beetle)
Lineage: Eukaryota; Metazoa; Arthropoda; Insecta; Coleoptera; Tenebrionidae
Product: integrin beta-PS-like
Exons: 5
Coding region: 34-912 (292 amino acids)
Biological process (GO): cell migration; integrin-mediated signaling pathway; cell adhesion mediated by integrin
Cellular component (GO): integrin complex; focal adhesion; cell surface
Molecular function (GO): integrin binding
Source: RefSeq, a predicted model, not a curated record